CUCGCUGUUAUAGCGACGCCAAACCUCCUGCGUAAAGAGCGGGGAGUUGGGCUGGGAUGAAUGGUGGUGGAGCGGCUGUUGCAGGAUACGUGAGGACCUCUUCUUCCUCACUGUCGCCAUGGGAUCUUGGCAGUCUGUGAGGCCUGACUCUUCCUCCCCUAUGUGGCAGGAAGAAAAUGAGGAUGAUUUUCUGGACAGCAGGGAUCUGGAAGAAGACAUUGCCAAAUUCCCUUAUGUGGAAUUCACUGGUCCGGACAGUGUCACCUGCCCCACCUGCCAGGGCAUUGGCUACGUCCCUACAGAACAAGUUAAUGAACUGGUGGCUCUAAUACCGUAUCAUGACCAGAGAUUAAAACCUCGGAGGACGAAAUGCUAUGUCUUGGUGUCGGUGUUGCUUUGCCUCCUGGCUUCAGGGCUGGUGGUCUUCUUUCUCUUCCCCCAUUCAGUCCUUGUGGAGGAUAAUGGCAUCAAAGUGGUCAGAGUGUGGUUUGACCGAAAGAACUCCCUCGUUAUCCUCGCCAUCACGGCCACCUUCCGUAUCAAAAACUCCAAUUUCUACUCUGUGGCAGUUACCCGCUUGACCAGUCAAGUGCAGUACAUGAAUUCUGUGGUUGGAACACACCAGAUGAAUAACGUCACCAGGAUCCAGCCGCUGAGUGACAAACUGGUGAAUUUCACAGUGAAAUCCAAAAUGGGUGGACCUUCCUUCUACGCAUACUACUUUUGUACGUUAUCCGGAAUCAGAGUGCACAACAUUGUGAUUUUCAUGAGGACUUCAGUGAAGAUCUCGUACAUCGCCCAUGUUACUCAGAGUUCCUUGGAGACGCAUCAUUACGUCGACUGUGGUGCGAAUUCCACGACUGCUCAAGGACCGCCUCAGCCACCAACUCCAGGAGAAGUUGCCCAAAGAAAAAGCAGUGGGAGGAAGCUGAGAGUACUUCACUGACCGUAUAAUGGUGCUGUAGCUUCAUUGAGAGGAAAAAUUGCAGCAGCCCUUGGCUGAAUGGGAUGUAUUGCUGUGCAAAUGCAUUGCACUUCCCCUGCCCAGAUGGUUGUGAGACCAUGCCUCUUCCCUGUUGGAACCAUUCUGCUAGGCGUCUCUCCUGAUCUCCUCAACUCACUAAGUUUUCUAGAUUGUUACUGGGUUCUUGGUUGGUUGUCUUAACUUUUGAGAAACCAAGAAAGUGUAUCUGUAUCUGCUUUACCCUUUAUCUCAGAAGUAAUCUAACUUCAGAGGAAACCGUUACCAACUUCUCUCUUGCCAAAUAUCCUUAUCUGGAAGGAGAGGGAAUCUCGAGCCUAACUCGUGAGUCCUGGUUUUAUCACCUUUGACAGUAAAGAAUAACAAAAGAGUAGUUAAUUGGGACUAUCUUUAAAGCAGGCCCGAUAGAAACAAAUGAAUUUUGCAAUGGGACAACACUUAUUGUGCUGGGGGGAGGGUUGGGAAUUCUUAUCAACUGAACGGAGAUCUUCAUAAGAAGGCUUUCUAAGAUCGCUUUAACUUUUUCCCAUGGUAUGUUGAGUUCCUUCUAAAUCCAGGGUUCGCUAUUGAUCUCGAGUCUUCCUCUUUCUGUCAUUUGCUUUUGGUUCUUUAGGAACAAGAGCCAAAGAAGGAAGAGUCUUCUUGGUACCAGGGAAACUUACGAACAAUUUUAGUUUUGUAUCCAUUGGCUUUGAUCCCACCAAAAGUACUGAUUUUCUUGCCGCUUCCUGUUGCAUCACACUGCUAAAUAUCCCCUGAAAUGCUGCUCCCAGUGUACGAGGGACUCCCAAGAACAAGAUUGGGGAGGGGGGCAGUUUGGAGAUCUGCAGGAUGGAGAAUUGGUAAAUUCUCUCUCUUUUGUCAGCAGAAGUGUUAUUCAGGAUAAUGUCCCCUGAAUUUCCAAGCUGGAAAACCUUGUACCGGUUCAGUUGGCAAGCAUUUUUUUUAAAAAGUAGGAUGGGAAGAGACUUUUCAGUAAAGAAAGUUACGUAUUUUCUAUGAGUCACUGUAUAAAUUGAUUUCCUUUCUCUCUUGGCUGCUGCUGGGCUAAUUUCAUACACAGCCUAUAGCAGGAUCCUCAAGGAGGCAGUAGUUGACACUGCAUUUUGUAGAUGUACAUUUAAAUGACUGUUCGAUUCCUGCAAUAAAGGGCUG
This is a messenger RNA of Eublepharis macularius, 2137 nucleotides long. RefSeq names its product transmembrane protein 106C (gene TMEM106C). The record is from RefSeq and is a predicted model, not a curated record. Bases 119 to 946 code for a protein of 275 amino acids. NCBI's taxonomy places the organism in Eukaryota, Metazoa, Chordata, Lepidosauria, Squamata, Eublepharidae. The transcript has 8 exons.